GGCGGGUGGGGAGGUGCGUGUGCGUGUGUCCGCCGUGCCGCGUACACGUCGGGAGGGUCUCCGCUCUGCCGCUGUGUCCCCUCACCGGGAGCGGAGCUUCGGUCCGGCUGUGGCAGAGCGGCGCCGCAGCCAUGGACGACGAGCCCGAGAGGACUAAGCGCUGGGAAGGAGGCUACGAGAGAACAUGGGAAAUACUGAAAGAAGAUGAAUCCGGGUCGCUGAAAGCAACCAUCGACGAUAUCUUGUUCAAGGCGAAGAGGAAAAGAAUCUACGAACACCAUGGACAAGUCCGGCUGGGAAUGAUGCGCCACCUUUAUGUGGUUGUCGAUGGAUCAAGAACUAUGGAGGACCAAGAUUUAAAACCGAACAGACUUACUUGCACUUUGAAGUUACUGGAAUAUUUUGUUGAAGAGUACUUUGACCAAAAUCCUAUUAGUCAGAUGGGCUUAAUUGUAACCAAGAGCAAAAGAGCUGAGAAAAUGACUGAGCUUUCAGGUAACCCAAAAAAGCACAUAGCUGCUCUGAAGAAAGCAGUGGAUAUGAACUGCCAGGGAGAACCAUCUCUGUAUAAUUCCCUAAAUUUGGCCAUGCAGACUUUAAAGCACAUGCCAGGACAUACCAGCAGAGAGGUUUUAAUAGUCUUCAGCAGUCUUACAACAUGUGAUCCAGCCAACAUCUAUGAUCUAAUCAAGUGCUUGAAAGCAGUUAAGAUCAGAGUGUCUGUCAUUGGUCUAAGUGCUGAAGUUCGAGUCUGUACAGUGCUGACCCGAGAAACUGGAGGAACAUACCACGUUAUUUUAGAUGAAACUCAUUAUAAGGAACUACUGAUGCAUCACGUCAGUCCUCCACCUGCCAGUUCAACUUCGGAGUGCUCCCUUAUUCGAAUGGGUUUUCCUCAACACACCACUGCUUCCCUUUCUGACCAGGACGCAAAGCCAUCCUUCAGCAUGGCACAACUGGAAAACAACAGUGAGCCAUGCCUUACACUGGAUGGGUAUUUCUGUCCUCAGUGCAGAGCCAAAUACAGUGAGCUUCCUGUGGAAUGCAAGAUCUGCGCUUCAUGCAAGGGGCUUUCAGAACUGCCGCUGUAAACCUGUAUGAUGCCGUUUACUGUGAAUAAUCUGUUGUUCACGUGCCUGUUGUGAGUGCAGAACUGUUACUGACCUCACUGAGCCUAGCUGCAGCAUGUAUGUAUCUUGUUAAGUUUCACAGAACAUAUGUUUGCAAUAAUUAUAUUAAAAAAAAAUGUUGCUGUUCCCCUUGGUUCCUACAGUCAAGGUGAUGGUGGAAAAGAAAGGCAGGAGCACUGGAAAUACUUGCUAACAAGAAUAUGUUAUACCCAAAUUAUCGAAGUGUAACAAGCUGUAGGCAUUUUACUACCUUGCAUCAGUGACUGGUACACGUGUGGUUGUUCACCAGGAUGGAACAAGUAACUGACAAGCUGCCAUUCACAUCUGUGGGAGGGAUGGGUUUGUUGUAUUAAGGACGUUGAGAGAGAUUUGCACGCUGCAGGAUUUGUUUGCAGUGUCUGUAACUGCGGGCUUACAGACACUUCACUGGUAGAAGCUGCUUUCAGGGAAACUAAACAAAGAAGAGUUGGGAUGGAAUAAGAGCAUAAUGAGAGGGAGGAAGGGAAAGAGGAAACUCUCCUGACUGGCCAACUAGGAGGAGAAGCAGGAUCUGCAAGACAGUAUCCUCUUCAGGCUGCCUUCUUCAGUACUUCUGAAGACUGAGUUAAUCCUUCUAACUAGAAUUCCGGGCAAAAUAAAGGAGUUACAUAUUUAUUUGCUGUCCCUUGUAGUAAUACUGGUGUCUUCUUUUAAUUUGCAGGUCUUACACUGGUGUCUGCACCUCAUCUGGCUCGGUCUUACCACCACUUGUUUCCUUUGGAUGCCUUUCAGGAAAUUCCACUGGAAGAAUAUCAGGGAGAACG
Gallus gallus (chicken) is the source of this 1933-nucleotide messenger RNA. RefSeq names its product general transcription factor IIH subunit 2 (gene GTF2H2). The transcript is spliced from 13 exons. Gene Ontology annotation, molecular function: zinc ion binding. Lineage: Eukaryota; Metazoa; Chordata; Aves; Galliformes; Phasianidae. Gene Ontology annotation, cellular component: transcription factor TFIIH core complex; transcription factor TFIIH holo complex. The coding region runs from base 132 to 1091 and encodes 319 amino acids. The record is from RefSeq and is a predicted model, not a curated record. Gene Ontology annotation, biological process: nucleotide-excision repair; regulation of transcription by RNA polymerase II; DNA-templated transcription.